Dovyalis caffra is the source of this 735-nucleotide messenger RNA. The record is from the annotation of a GenBank genome assembly. Lineage: Eukaryota; Viridiplantae; Streptophyta; Magnoliopsida; Malpighiales; Salicaceae.
AUGAAGAACAAAAAGCCAUUUUCAUCAUCUUUUUGCCCAAUAAACAAUCUUGAUGAUGGUUGCCUUAUGCACAUCCUCAGCUUCUUGUCCCCAAUUCCAGAUCGGUAUAACACCGCCCUCGUUUGCCACAGAUGGUGUUACUUGGCAUGUCAUCCUCGCUUGUGGCUCCGAGUAGAACAAUCUGCCAAAGGUUUAUCAGAACCUGGAGUUUUCCCCAGCAUUGAGACAGCUGUCUCUGCUGCUAGGCCUGGUGACACCAUUCUAAUUGCAGCAGGUGGGAGGCAUCUUGCCUCUAAUAUUAAAAUAAACAAACCUCUUUGCCUGAUUGGUGGUGGUGAGCUUCCUGAUGAAACAACUCUCUUAUGUUCUCGAGGUUCAGACAGUGCACUGGAGUUCUUGUCUACUUCCAAACUAGCAAACUUAACAGUGAAGGCAGAGCUUGGUUGCUGCUUGCUUCACAGAAGUGGAAGGCUAACGAUAGACCUUUGCAUACUUCAAUGCGAGUCAAGCCCUUUAGACUAUCUCUCAUGUCCCAUCAUCAGUACAGCAGGCGGGAAUGAGGUGUUGUCUUCAGCUGUGAAGACUAAUGGUGAUAGAGUUUCCGUUUCUCAAACUAGGAUUGAAGGAGGUGCCAAAGCUGUCCUGACAAGCGGGGACCUCACAUUGCAGCGAGUUCGAGUCAUUUAUGCUCGAACUUCUGUUUAUUUCUGGUUUGAUGUAGAUUCUCAGUCAUGA